Molecule: messenger RNA, 783 nt
Organism: Arachis ipaensis
Lineage: Eukaryota; Viridiplantae; Streptophyta; Magnoliopsida; Fabales; Fabaceae
Biological process (GO): DNA repair; telomere maintenance
Molecular function (GO): DNA helicase activity
Source: RefSeq, a predicted model, not a curated record
AUGACUGAUGACGAAUUGAAAAACUUCUGCCUUAUUGAGAUUGAGAAGAUACUCAACAGCAAUGCGAGAUCUUUAAGAGACUAUCAAUCAAUACCAUAUCUUGAGAUGUCUGAUGUUUGCCUUUUUCAAAAUAAGCUAAUAGAGGAGGAGUUAGCAUAUGACACAAAUGAUUUGACUCAUACAAACUUAUAUACGGAACAAAAGAUGACUCAUGAGCAAAGGUUAGUAUUCGAUGAGAUACUCAAUGCUGUUAUUACAGAUUCUGGUGGUUUUACUUCCUUUAUGGGCAUGGUGGGUGUGGUUCUGAAACUGCAUACGAAUAUGAGACUUCUAAUGUCUUCUUCAGAUCAAGAUGAAGGUGAAAUGAAGAGAUUUGCUAAUUGGAUACUUGAUGUUGGAAAUGGAAAUAUUGGUUCUAUUGUUGGUGAUGAAUCAAAAAUUGAAAUUCCAGAUGAUCUAUUGAUUGCAACUACUGAUGACCCUCUCUUUCAUUUAGUAGACUUUGCAUAUCCAAAUUUGUUGCAAAACAUGUCAGAUUACAGGUAUUUUCAGAGUAGGACAAUUCAUGCACCCACGCUUGAGAGUGGCGAGAAGGUAAACGAUGGGAUGGAAAAGGAGUAUUUGAGUUUUGACACAACAUGUCAAGCUGAUGAGAAUGAAGAUGUACAACAAGAGUGGUUCACACUAGAGUUCCUAAAUGACAUCAAAUGUUCGGGACUACCCAAUCACAAGUUGACUUUGAAGCCAGGAGUCGCUGUAAUGCUACUACGAAACAUAUACUAG